CGUUCACCCACUCACGUGCGUCGCUUAUCAGUCAACAAGAUUAAACAGCACUAAAAACAGGUAUAUAAUAUACUUUUGGUUACAUACAUUCAGAAUUAAAAUUCUAGAAUGAACAAAGUAGUCUAGUAGUUUCAGUGAUCUGACCUGUGAAAAUUCAUACUAAAGUAGACUUUACGGCUGAUGUACGACUGAACAGGUUGUAGUGGAAGGAGAAAAUGGAACCCGAUGUCAACAGAGGUUUGCAAAAUGGGGGCAAGUUUGGACGGUUCCAGGUAACAAUGUACGUCAUUCUGGCCGUCUACAUAUGCUGCCCUUGCCCAUGGCAGAUGUUCAUCAUUGUGUUUAUAGGAGCUGAUUUACCUCAUCACUGCCGCAUACCCGUGAAUGCAACUGUUAAUGGAUCAAUUCCGACAAUUGUGAACGCGCGUGGAGAAGAGGAGCUAUCCCAAUGUACAAUGUACGAAAAUGUAUACGCAAAUUCAACGGGGAACGUGACGAGACAGAUCGUGCCUUGUAAAGAUGGUUGGACGUUCUACAAAGAGACGGACCUUACGCACACGAUAGGCAUGGAGUGGAACCUUGUCUGCAAAGAUGCCCCCUUGGUUGGUAUGGCUCAGACGAUCUUCACAGCUGGCGUUCUCGUUGGGGCACUCUUCUUCACCUCUAUGGCGGACAACAUCGGGAGAAAGCCAAUAUUCCUGUGCUGCCAGCUCCUCAUGGCAGUCUGUGGCUUAAUUAUCGCAUUCCAGCCGAGUUAUAUCGUAUUUGUUGUUCUUAGAUUUUUCAUUGGAAUGGGGCAACAGGGAGCAGAUCUAGUGGGCGUGAUUUUAGCAGCCGAACAGUUUGCAUUAAAACAACGAACGCUGAUUAUGCCGGCUAUGGCUUGUUUCUGGGGAAUUGGUGUUAUCAGCACUAGUCUUAUUGGUUUCUUGUUCAGAAAUUGGCGACAUGCUCAGAUCUUCAUAUCAGCCGUAUCUCUACUCUCCAUUCCCCUCAUAUGGAUACUUCCGGAGUCGCCCCGAUGGCUGACUGUGAACAGGAAAUACAAGAAAGCCCUCCGUGUCCUCCAGCGAAUGGCUAAGUGCAACGGUCGCCCCAUCGAGGACGAGGUGGUCCAGCAAUAUAAGGCUGCAAUCGCAAGAAAGACAGCUGAGAAGGAAAAGGAUUUGGAAACGUAUGGCUCCAUGACAAUGAAGGAAAAGAUGUGCGGAGGAAGGAGCCAUAACAGAAUGAAGGCUUUUACAGUUGUUGACAUAUUCCGCCAUAACGAAAUUCGCCUAGACGCUUUCAUCAUAUGUUGUUCAUGGUUCGUCAAUAGCCUUGUGUAUUUUGGUCUCUCAUUGAGUGCAGGUUCUUUAGCAGGGGACCGAUUUCUCAACUUUUUCUCGCUCGGAGUUGUGGAGACCCCUGCGUUUAUUUCCUGUAUAUAUUUCUACAAAAAAGUUGGCAGAGGGAGGCCAUUAUGUGGAUUCCAUGUUCUAGCUGGAGUGUCUUUAUUUAUCAUGAACUUCAUACCAGAAAAGACAGCUGAUGGGUGCAGUUUGCAGCCGCUGAUUCUUACCUUGGUCCUACUUGGAAAAUUCGGUAUUUCUGCGUCCUUCUCCUUGGUGUUCUUUUACACGCAGGAAAUAUAUCCAACAAACCUCAGGAACACUGGAGUUGGUCUGUCGUCUGCAGUCUGUUACAGUGCUGCAAUGAUAGCGCCCUUCACCGCUGAUAUUACAAAGGUUUUCAAAUACUUCCCCGGUGUUGUGUUUGGUGGUUUGUCUAUCGCAGUAGGAAUUUUUGCCCUGUUGUUGCCAGACACACGUCUCAGGCAACUUCCUCAAACCAUUGACGACAUUCGAAGAUGGCAAGAGGCUAAAGAAAAGCAUGGGAUACAUCGAAUAAAUGCUUGUUGGAAGAAGUCUUCAUCGUACGCGGGAGAGGGCGUUCUUGUUUCUUCCGAUCAAGACAACGAAGAGAUCGGGAAAAAAUUGGCUUUAGCAACAAAUGAAUCAGAAGUGUUUUUGUUGACUGGCAAACUGUCUGAAUAAACACUAAUUUCAAGGCAUAUCGAUAGUGCAAAGUGGACAUAAAGAAUUCCACCAAGAUUCAACAAUUUCACGGCAGUCAAGUUUGAUUACAUACCCGGGAUUACAUACUAGUUUCCACAGUGCCCCUGGUUCCGAAAGAGCUCGGGAGUAUAACUUCAGCUUCUCAGCUUCAGUACCUAGCAGUUUCAGUUCAAUCUAGCAAUGGCAAAUGCCCGUAGAAGUUAAAGCGGGCAAGAUUGUGGAGAUGGAUGAUUUACCAAGCCCUUCAUAGCCAAGAUAUUUAAGAGUACUAGCGACAUCUAUUGGUUAACUGCAUAUCUGAGACUUUAAAAAUAUUAUAGUUUGUAGAGAUACUGAAGUAAAAAAGUAAGAAGGAAGUCAUCAUCAUAAAAUUAUUAUGAAAUCGAUCAAAAAGCACUAAAACCUGUUUGAAACUGCCAUAAUUCCCUUACUCUAUUCCAGCGUACCACACUCUCACAGCUAAAGAAGAUCAUUAUUAAAUACGAUGGAAAGAUCGCAUGAUAAAAUCUCCCUUGCAUGAUUGCACCACAACCGGUUAAACAUGCGUCUACGUAUAAUUCAUAAUCACUUGAUGAAUUUUCAGAUAAAAUAUGAAUACCAUUGUAGUCAGGCAGAAAAUUUAAAAGCCACCUAAGAUAUUUUUGAAACUCCUCAUCGAGAAACAGUACACAGUACCUGUCCCGUACGCCACUCCCAAAUCCUCUAGCAUACGACCAACAAAUAACCUAGCGGAUCGGACGCAUUGCGAUAUAAAAUGCAACGUUCUCAAGAGAACCUGUAACUCUUUCAGGGAGGCAACCUUUUUAGACCGCCAGCUACUGAUCAUCUGAUAAACCUCAAUAAUUUUAGAACUCGGAAUUGAUAAUUGCAUUUUCACGGUGUCGAACUCGACCCCCAAGAACGGCAUAACCGUUGACAGUAAAACUCGCUUUUCUUUGGAAACCUCUAAACCCAGAUCCGACAACAACUUUGAAAGCGACUGAAAUGCACAACUAGCCUCUUGGACAGAGCCAACAACAGCAAUAUCGUCAAUAUAAUUAACAGCCUAAAAACCCGCUUUUUGAUGUAAAUAGUCGAUGGCAUCCGUCAUUCUUUGACACAUUAAACUGCCUGUCCUAAGACCAAAAGGAACUCUCCUGUCAAUAUAAAGCGAGCCAUUCCACUGAAACGCUAAUAAUGGAAAAUCUAGAGGGUCAACACAAAUCUGCCUAUACGCCCGUUUCAAGUCUUGCUUAUACAAUAAAAAAACAGGUCCAUGUUUCAAAACCAACGUUACUAAUGCCUUGGUCACAUUUGCUCUGAUUUUCACUACGGCGCCCGACCACUUGAGUAUUUUGUUCAGAAAUGUAUUCAAUUUUGAACAAAAUACUCAAUUGGCCAAUGAAUCGCAGCAAAUGUGAC
Molecule: messenger RNA, 3458 nt
Organism: Owenia fusiformis
Lineage: Eukaryota; Metazoa; Annelida; Polychaeta; Sabellida; Oweniidae
Source: the annotation of a GenBank genome assembly